Molecule: messenger RNA, 1705 nt
Organism: Olea europaea var. sylvestris
Lineage: Eukaryota; Viridiplantae; Streptophyta; Magnoliopsida; Lamiales; Oleaceae
Product: ferruginol synthase-like
Exons: 2
Coding region: 30-1517 (495 amino acids)
Molecular function (GO): oxidoreductase activity, acting on paired donors, with incorporation or reduction of molecular oxygen; monooxygenase activity; heme binding
Source: RefSeq, a predicted model, not a curated record
UGUAGAAGACACCAAGAAAGUAAAAACUUAUGGAUUUCCAAUUGUUCCUGCUUGUUCUAUUUUCUGUCAUAUGGGCAUGCAUUUUUUUCAUAACCUCAAAUUCAAAGCACCGAAAAUCCGCUAAACUUCCUCCGGGGCCUUAUCCUUUUCCGAUAAUAGGGAACAUUCUACAACUCGGCGAAAACCCCCAUCAGUCACUUGCCAAACUUUCCCAAACCUAUGGACCUCUUAUGCAUCUUAAAAUGGGGUAUCGUGAAACAAUAGUUGUUUCAUCACCAGAAAUGGCAAAAAUUGUACUACAAAAAUAUGAUCAAACCUUCAGUAGCAGAACUGUCCCCGUGACACUUGAAUCCGUCGAGCAUGGCAAAUUUUCUAUGGGUUUUAUGCCAGUUGAUAAUCAAUGGCGUAAACUUCGCAGAAUAUUGAAGGAACAGAUGUUUUCACUGCAAAGGCUUGAUGCAAGCCAGGGCAUUCGACGAGAAAAAUUGCAAAAACUAUACGAGUAUGUGAAUCAAUGUCGUGUUAAUGGUCAUGCAGUGGAUAUAGCUGAGGCUACAUUUACAACCUCACUUAACACGAUAUCGUCGACUCUUUUCUCAGUUGAUUUUGCUGACUUUGAUUCUGAUUCCUCUCAAGAGUUCAAGGAUGUUGUGUGGAAUGUAAUGAAAUGUAUUGGGAGUCCUAAUCUUGCAGAUUACUUUCCAGUUCUUAAAUAUGUUGAUCCACAAGGCAUCUCACGCCGAACCAAGUUUUAUUUCGGAAAAUUAUAUGCCAUUCUGGAUAGUAUUAUAGAUCAAAGGUUGAUAUCCAGAGGUACAUUAGAGAAAAAUGAUUUGCUGGAAGCCCUUCUUGAUCUCUACCAAAAGCCUGAGCCAGAAUUAAGCCGAAAUGAAAUAAGGCAUAUACUAAUGGACUUAUUUUUUGGCAGCACGGAUACAGUUCCAUCUACUGUUGAAUGGGCAAUGGCUGAAUUACUCCGCAACCCCAAGACGAUGUCGAGAGCUAAAAAGGAGCUUAGUGAAGUGAUUGGAGAGCAUGGUGUGAUUCAAGAAUCAGAUAUUUCAAAGCUCCCUUACUUACAAGCUCUUGUGAAAGAAACACAUAGGCUUCACCCUGUCGCACCCUUGUUAGUACCUCAUAAAGCUGAGGCCGAUGUAGAAAUCAAUGGUUACAUAGUCCCGAAAAAUGCGCAAAUACUUGUUAAUACAUGGGCAACCAGUAGAGAUUCAAAUAUUUGGUCGAGUUCAGAUUCGUUUAUGCCAGAAAGAUUUUUAGAUCGCAAAAUUGAUUUCAACGGUCAAGAUUUCAAGUUCAUUCCCUUUGGUGCUGGGAGGAGGAUGUGCCCGGGAUUGCCUUUGGCGAACCGGGUAGUACACGUCAUGUUGGCCACUUUGAUACACAACUUCGACUGGAGACUUGAACAGGGACUAAAACCAGAAGAAAUUGAUAUGAGCGAGAAAUUCACUACUACUCUACACAAGGCCAUACCUCUCAAGGCUUUUCCAAUCAAAUUGUGAUCUUUUUCUUUGUUUUACAAGUUGAAGUGUGCUUUUACCUGUUUUAUAGUGGUGACAAUGCUGUAAUAUUUCCCUUUCUAGGUAUAAAUAAGUAGUUAAAAAGUAAUUUUAUGUUGAUGCUACUAUGAUGAAUGUUACUUCUGGUAAUUUUCUUUGAUUUGAUAAUUGAAAGUCACUAUAUGCAUCAA